GAUGAAAUCUUUAAAAAAGAUUUAUUACGUGGUAAAGUAAUAAUUGUAACAGGAGGAGGUAGUGGUAUAUGUUAUGGUAUAACACAAUAUUUACAAUUAUAUGGAGCACAUACAGCUAUAAUAUCACGUACAUUUGAUAAAUUAGAAAAGGCUUCAAAAGAAAUUAUGAAAAUAGCCAAUAAUAAUACAAUAUGUUUACCUGUUUCAGCUGAUGUUAGAGAUUAUAAAGCAUUAUCUAAUGCAUUUGAUAAAGUAUUGGAAAGAUUUGGUAGAAUUGAUGUAUUAAUUAAUGGAAGUGCUGGUAAUUUUCUAUGUCCUGCUUCACAUUUAACACCAGGUGGAUUUAAAACUGUGAUGGAAAUUGAUACAUUUGGAACAUUUAAUGCCUCUAAAUUAGCCUAUGAUAAAUAUAUGAAAUUGAAUGGUGGUGGUAAUAUUAUAAAUCUAUCCAUGACAUUACAUAAUACUGCAACUAUAAUGCAAGUACAUGCAGGAUGUGCUAAAUCUGCCAUUGAUACAAUGACUAAACAUUUAGCAGUUGAAUGGGGAUUAGAUCAAGUACGUGUUAAUUCAAUUCAAAUUGGUCCUAUUGAAGGUACUGAAGGAUUUUCAAGAUUACUUCCACAAGAUGAAUUGAAAAGAUAUAAGGAAAUGAUACCACUUCAAAGAUUUGGUCUACCAAUUGAUAUUGCUAGAAUGGUACUAUUUUUAAUAUCAGAUGCUGCCUCUUAUGUUACUGGUGCUAUUAUACCUGUUGAAGGUGCUUCACAAUUUACUACAAGUAAUAUUCAUGGUUAUCCAAAUGCUUUGAAAAUGUCUAAAUUGUAA
Molecule: messenger RNA, 828 nt
Organism: Naegleria gruberi
Lineage: Eukaryota; Heterolobosea; Eutetramitea; Acrasida; Naegleriidae
Exons: 1
Biological process (GO): fatty acid catabolic process
Molecular function (GO): 2,4-dienoyl-CoA reductase (NADPH) activity
Source: RefSeq, a predicted model, not a curated record